Somion occarium is the source of this 1389-nucleotide messenger RNA. NCBI's taxonomy places the organism in Eukaryota, Fungi, Basidiomycota, Agaricomycetes, Polyporales, Cerrenaceae. The record is from the annotation of a GenBank genome assembly.
AUCCGCUUGAGCGUACUCUCCUUGGCAGCUGGGCUCUUUCGCUCAUCGUUCUCCAUUUCCUCCCUCUUCAGGACCAUAGACUAUGCCCCGACAUGGCGGGGCCCAAGCGGUCAAUAUGGGUGGAACAGCCGCUGCUGUCCUCUUCAUCCUCGCUCUGCUGGGGUUUGUGGCCGAGACGCAGCUGACCCAGUAUGUCCAAACGAACCUGGGCUUUAAACAACCAUAUCUCAUCUUCUACAUUGUUCACUCUUUCUUCGCCGUCAUGUUUCCGGUGCACUUUUUAUACCUUUCAUUAACCUCCAAGCAUACCCCCCGCGCGAUAUGGAACGGACUCAUUCUUGGUCUUCGAAACCGUAUAUCCCCCGCAUCCCCACGUCCCUCUUCGGCCUUUCCGAUAUGGAGACUCUUACGUCUUAUCCUUCUCCUGACAGCAGGGAUGUCUGUCCCAAGUCUCUGCUGGUUCGCUGCUAUACCCCUUGCACCGGUCACGGAUGUGACUGCUCUCUGGAACACCAACGCAUUCUGGGCUUAUAUAGUAACAGUUAAACUUUUUGGACUUAAUUGGGAGCCUCGUCGCCUCGCGGCGGUCCUUCUCGCAACAGCAGGUGCUAUGGCUGUCGUCUAUGGCGGCAGUAUCACACCAGAGGCGCCAGACAGCACAGACGCAGGAGCGGCAGACGUCUCCCAUUAUAGACCAACCUCCGCAUUGGCUGGCAGUCUCUUAACAUUGCUUGCUGCCAUUGUGUAUGGCGUAUACCAAGUGUUGUACAAGAUGUACGCCGCCCUCCCCACCGAUCCUGAGGCUGAUCUUGAUGGACUGGAUGUUCCCGCGCCAUAUGAGCCUGUUCCAGACGAUAUUAUCGAACAGGUCCAGACUAUUGCGCUUUCAGAACAGGAAGACAUCGUGUAUCCUCCGCCGUUCGCGCUAUACCCGAAUCUUCUGACUUCGGCUAUUGGCGUAUGCACAUUCUUGGUUAUGUGGAUUCCCAUGCUCAUUCUCCAGUUGCUUGGGAUUUCAUCAUUCCAUUUACCUCUUAACCUGAAGACGGUAUUGACUCUUGGUGGUGUAGCUCUUAGUGGUGCCACAUUCAAUGCAGGAUUCAUGAUCCUCCUGGGAUUGUGGGGUCCAAUACUGACAUCCAUUGGCGGCCUUCUUACCAUCGUAUUUGUAUUCCUCUCCGAUAUCAUUUUUGGCGGAGCAGUGCAGACCAUCACCUUCUGGAGUCUUUUGGGCUGUGGUUCAAUAGUGGCAGCAUUCAGUGUCCUUGCGUACGAUAUGAUGCAGAAGGGAUGAUUGUUGACAUUGGGAUUGUCGUAAGGUGUUUCUGCCUCUGGAGGGAGCCAUUGUUUCGAGAACGCGGAAUAAUGAACAGAAAGCUAUUAGAACGU